GUAACUUUCUUCAUUCAAUAUGGCGGCGCGUUUUCCAGCUUCUGCUUCAAUGCAGAAAAUGGCAAAUAACCCGCAGCAGUCCUCCAUGUAUCAGCGCUCUCAGUUCCAACAAUCACCAUAUGGAAUUUCGGUGAGUUCUUUACUAUUUGAUUCCUUUUGCUUUCCUUUAAACUGAUAACAUCACAUUAACUAUAAAACACGAAUUAAAAUCUUUCUGAAACAAGCACGAGGACGAUCAUGUCUGUUUCCAAAGCUUUGUUUCCAUUUGAUCGUUGACGAUUUCUGUUGAUUGCUGAAAGUUAUAAGGAAACCCUUUAGCCGAUCGGCAGCGAUGACAAGGAAACCAAGUUUUGGAGGACAUUUUUUUGAAAAUCAACGAAUGGUAGCACAAAUAAGUUCCGAUUAUGAGUUUUCAAGUUGUUCAAAUCCACUUCUUUUUCUUACAAGUAGAUUCCAUGUUGCCGAGAGUCUGUUCAGUAAUAGAACACAAAAUGAAAAAGUGGUUCAUGAGGCAGAGUUUAUCACUGAUGUUCUUAUCACAUUUUGAUGUCUUCUGUGACCUAUUACUGUACAGAUCCAAGGCAACUUAAAAUCUAUUUGUUUAAAUGAUAUAUUGAUAAAAAGCAAUAUGUGUUUGAUGGUGACAUCAUCUCUGUGUCUCCUCCUAGAGAUGAUUUGUAAGAACCAAUCAAAAUGCAUGUAUAAUUCAGCAUAUCAUAUACUUUAUAUUAUGGUCUCAACAUUCAUGAUAAAAAAUAUAAAUUGAAUAUCUUAUGUUUGCCCUGGAAUGUGCCUGUGAUAUUUUUAAUGAAUUUUGCAUGGUUGAGUUUAGUUUCAAUCACUUUUGUGAUUUUUCAGCGUCCAGCCAGCGGUUCAAAUACUGCCAUGGCAAUGCGCAUGCAGGGCACAUCAGGAGUACAUCCUUAUGGUCCUAAUGUGCCUCGGGCAGGACUGGUACCAGGUGCUGCUGCUGCACUGGAGCAGGCGAGGCGGAGACAGGAUGCCAAGAACAGGAGAAGGUUUGUAGUAAGUCUGAACUAAAGCAACUCAAUUUGCAAGAAUUGCUUGGUGUUUCAACUCCCAUGAGUGAAAAAGAAAGAACUUCUCCUGACAGUAACAAGUGAUUACUGUAUGGCCAACAGUAAGAAGAAUUACUCAAACGGUUAACUGAAAACUACCUUAUGUUUUAACAGUUCCAACAAAGUGGAAAUUUAAAUCAAGCUUGAUGUAUAAUUUCCUUUUUAGAAAGAAGAAGAUGGCUGACAAGAUCCUUCCUCAAAGAGUAAGUGAAGUCAUUGUAUUACUUAUGUCACUGAAGGGAGCUAAGAAAUCUUGUUGACUAACUUUGUGUUCAUGACAGGUGCGAGAUCUUGUACCAGAAUCACAAGCAUAUAUGGACCUCCUUGCCUUUGAACGGAAACUGGAUGCAACCAUAAUGCGCAAGAGGUUAGACAUUCAAGAAGCUUUGAAAAGGCCAAUGAAGGUAGGAGGGUUUUUUUGUUUCAAAGUAAAAUAUAGACUCUGCAUUAUAAUCAAAAUGAUUAAAAUUGCUUGUCUUAUACUAGGAUUAUUGUAAGUAUGAUAAAUGUACUGAAAAUUUUGUUUUUGUUGUUUCCUUUUUCCAGCAAAAGAAGAAGUUGCGAAUCUACUUAACUACAAACUUUUAUGUGCCAAGACCAGAGAAUGAAGUAAGUUAUCUUAAAAUCUAUCCUCAGCAAAGAAGCUGCAAUGUUAUUUCUUAGCUGUUAAUUUUCCUUGCAACGGCUUUAAUUUGCAUGCAUCAUUUUCGUAGCACAGUAUGAAAUCUGGUUCAUAACACUAAUACUUUGCUAUAUAAUGGUUUAUUUUUGGUCCUCCAACAUGAAUUUGCUGCAUGAUUAUCAAAGAGUCAAGUAGCAAUAAAUGUAUCUAACUCUUCAAAACAUUCUUUUGUACUCCAGGAUGAAGAAAAUAUUGUUCCUUCAUGGGAGCUGAGAGUGGAGGGUCGUCUUCUAGAGGAGGUACAAGUGUAUGAUAAAAGUGUGAAAUGCAUGAUACAGUGAAACUCAUUUUAAACAGACACAUGCAGAACCUUUGCUAAUUUGUGCUAAAAAGGGGGUGUCCAUAUAAAAUAGCUUCUUGAAAAUUGCACAAUGACCACAAGCAGUAUUUCAGAUUGUGACAGAGUAAAACAGAAAUGUAACUGAUGUCUUUGAUGGAUCAAAUGUUCUAAGCCUCUUUUGUCUCAUGUAAGCUUUGUUACACCAGUUUCUUGAAAAUAAAUGGAAUUACAGAUAUGGUGGGAAACAAACUGAGAUGCAUUUUGCACCAUCAAAGUCUGUGGAGUUCAAUGUACAUAAUUAGUACAUACCACUGUAUUAAAUUGUACCACAUAAAUAAAAAUCAGUGGACCUGAUAUUGGAUAUUGAAGUUUUGAAUAUACCAUUAGCCUAGAGAUGUUCAAACUCUUUGAUAAAACCUCUUGAAGUGUCUGCUAAAUACGCUUGUAGAUUUGGGUUGUUGAAAGUCUCAAUUUUAGAGUUUACAUUUGCUCAUGAAAGAUAUAUGAUAUGUAUAUCAUAUAUAUAUAUAUAUAUAUAUAUAUAUAUAUAUAUAUAUAUAUAUAUAUAUAUAUAUAUAUAUAUAUAUGUAGAUAUGUAUAUAGGUUGGUUUUCUGGAGAAAUUUGGGAUGUGAAUUUUGGGUUGCAAGUUGGUAUAUAAUUUAUACAGGUUUCACUGUACAAAAAAAAAUUAGUGUUUGCCUGAAUUUACCAAAAUGGUUUUGUGUCAUGCACACAGAUGCAGGCUCCCAAGACUGAUGGUCCAAGACAGAAACGAAAGUUCUCAACAUAUUUCAAGAGUCUUGUGAUAGAGUUGGACAGGGAGUUAUAUGGGCCAGAUAAUCACCUAGUUGAGGUACAUUAUAGCAGUGAUGAAGGUGAUACAAUCUUGGAUUUGGUGAAACAAAAUGUGAAAUAUUCAGUAGAUUGGAUCAGUAGAAAGUACUAAGAUAGAUUUGUUUGUUGAGCACUGCAAGUAAUCCAGGGUAUAUUAGUUGUACUUUACUUUGCUCCAUUAUUUGUCUAAAAUACAUGCACUCUCCUCUGAGAAUCAAUAAGAUUGAAAACUACUAGACUAGCAAAGUAAGCAGAACUUUGCCAUUAAGAUUUUGCCAUGAUUCAGGUGGUUUGCUUUUUUUUCACCUUGAGUGUUGUUGUGUCUUCCUGUGUUUGGGUUGGCCAUUGCAAUGACUCUGUUUUGUUUUACAAAGCUCAAUUAGAAAGCUCGCUCAUUUGAUAAGAACAAAAGAAUUGUUUUUAAUUUUUUUCAGUGGCAUCGCACCAGUUCAACUCAAGAGACUGAUGGUUUUCAGGUAUGGAAUUUUGUCCAGGACUUCUUACUGCAUGUUGUUUUUGAGCAUUGUCAAUGCAACCUCCAAAUUCUUGGAAAAAUUUUGAUCAUGUUUUCUCUUGGUUCGCAAUCUCUACAGUACUGUUGUUAUCUACAAUGACAGUCAUCUCGAUGAAUUGACUUGGAGUCAUUUUCAGAACCAAGUGGACUCUGAUAAAGACUCCCAUUCAGGUUGUCAAAACAUCAGUCAGUGUCACCAUCAACAAAAGCAGUUUGCCUGUGUCAGAUUAAAAGUCUUGAGUCACUCUUCAAUGCCCUUUUUAAAGCAUCUGAUCUCAUUUAAGGUUAAAAGGCCUGGAGAAGAAAAUGUGAAGUGCACUAUCAUGUUCCUGUUGGAUUACCAGGUAAGAGGUAUAAAUCAGAUGUCAGUAGUAAAUUAAUUAAUUGAUUACUGUAUCAUAACCUUGUAACUAACCAAAACAUAAACUGUUUUGUUAGCCUCCACAGUACAAACUGGAUCCCAGAUUAGCAAGGCUUAUGGGUAUUCACACUCAAACAAGGCCAGUGAUUGUCAAUGCUUUAUGGCAGUAUAUUAAGGUGAGCUUGACUCUGUGGGUAAACAGUUUCAACAGAUUUUGUUGUAACCCAAACCUCUUGAUUACGAUUUAAAUGUCUCUGCUACCUUAGGUAAUGUUAUUUUUUCUUUAAUUACUUUCAGAGUCACAACUUGCAAGAUUCUCAUGAGAGGGAGUACAUAAACUGUGACAGAUACUUUCAGCAGGUCAGAUCUGAUGUUCAACUUCCAAACUCUCUUUAGUCAUCUCCACUUAUUUCUACUCAGAAAUACUAUGAGAACAUGACUAUGCAUUUAAUUCUUUAUACCAUGAAAACUCUGCAAGUUUUGUUAAAUCAAAUUUGGUCAUUGGUAUUGUAACUGAUUCAAUGUUAUUUGCUUUCAGAUUUUUGAAUGUAAUCGCAUGAAGUUUAGUGAGAUUCCUCAGCGUUUGAGUUCCUUGUUAUUACCUCCAGAUCCCAUUGUUAUUCAUCACCUUAUAAGGUAAACUAUAGCAUCCUCCAUCAGCUGAGGUAUAAGUGAUAGCUCUGUAGUUCCUUUUUGUUUAGGAGUUGUCAAACUGGUUAUCUUUCAAUUUUUUUCCCAUUCCUGUAUAACAUGGAUGGGAACAAAACUUCAAACAAAAUGAAAACUAAUAUAAUCAAACUACAACAGGAAUAGUUUAGCAUAAUUUUUCAAGUACAAAUAUUACUGAAUCAUUAAUUUAAUCAGUUGUCUUUUCCUCAUAGCAAAGAAACGCCUGAAAACAAGAGAACAACUUGCUAUGACAUUGAAGUAGAAGUUGUAAGUUAAACAGUUUGGUUUUAUUUUACUUAGCACCAUAUCUCUGUUAUAAUAUCUGUCAUGACAUUCUUGCUGUAAUUAAUUGUUAAAGUUUUAAUGUAGGUUUAACCCUUAAAUUCUCAUGAUCUGAUUGUUAAUUUUCCUCUCUGUUGUUGCUCGAUAAUGUAAGGAUAUGUUUGGGAGAAGUUACAGUUGCAUGUUAAUCACUUCUAACGAAACCUUUCUCUAUUAUCAUAUGUCAUGUCAUUCUUGCUGUAAUUAGUCAUAAGUUUUAUUGUAGGUUAAAUCCUUUAAUUCACAAGAUUUGAUUGUUAAUUCUCUCUACUGCUACACAUUUCCUUCUAUAUUAGGUAAGACAAUUUGGUGUUAGAUCAAGAUAACAACUUCCACUUGAGUUUGAGUAUUCUCGUUACCUUUUUGCCAGAUAAUGUAAAGAUAUUAUUGGGAGAAGUUCUUAGAAAACCUUUGGUAACAGCAACCUUUUUACAAAUUAUGCAUCUAUAAAUCAACUGGGUGUGUUUAUAAGAUAGAGUAUACAAAUGUAGUGCUUGGUUUGCUGUUUCAAUAAUUUCUGAAUUUCUUGUUGAAGGAUGACACGCUCAAGGCUCAGAUGCAGUCUUUUCUUCUUUCUACUGCAAGUCAGAAUGAGAUUACUGCAUAUGACAACAAGGUGAGCUGAGAUUUUUUAGUUUCCCAUCAUUGAGCUGAAGAGUUACAAAUAAACCCAACAGUAUCGUUAGUUUUUACUCUUGCUAAACUGCCAUUGAAAUUGAGUUUCUGAAUCAUUCCUUUUGUUUUGUUUUUUUUGUUUUGCAGAUUUAUGAGACAGUUGAGACAAUCAAUCAGUUGAAGAUUAACCGGGAAUUCUUUCUUGGGUUUGCAAGAGAUCCUCCCGUGAGUAUACUGCUCUGUUACGUAUGAAACAAUUUCAUGAAACACUUUUCCUUUUUUGGGAGAAAUGGUACAUGACAUUACAAAAAAUGCCAUGACUAUGUUGUUGCAACUUGUUGUUUUUCUUUUUAUAGUAUUCAGUUUUGUUUUGUAGCACUGACACAUAUCCUUGGUAUCUGUUUUUAAGGAAUUUAUCAAUCAAUGGAUACAGUCCCAAAGUCAAGAUCUCAAGGUAAAUAUAUCAACAAGGUUGCGCAAUGUAGUUGAUUUAAGACCUCAGCCUAUUAUAGGUAUCCUGAAAUUUGCCGGUGGUUACUGUGUUUGUUCUCACUGUGGGAGUGCUUGGUGCUCAAGUUCUCUCUUUUGAGCUGGUUGAUCUUCAUUGAAGAAGAUAUUGGUUGUUUUAUAAUGUGACUGUUGUUGGCUCUUCCGUGACACCACUCGUUUAUCGUGCGGCAAUAGCUGGUCUUCUUGUGGCUGCAGUUUCUUCUUUUUGUGAUAUUAGUUAGGUAUCCUGCGGCACCUUUUGUUUUCCCUGUGUUGAAAUUCCUGUCAUCUUUCAGGUUAUGACUGAUGUGGUCGGAAAUCCAGAAGAAGAGCGGAGAGCUGAUUUCUUUCAUCUUCCCUGGUCACAAGAAGCAGUUUGCCGCUACUUUUAUGGAAAGGUAAUGAUCACCCAAAAACUUUUAAUCUGUUCAGGCCAAAUGAUUAUUAGUAGCGCACUCUGAAAAUUGUUUUCGUAGACCGCUCCUCGUAGUAUUUGCACCUUAUGACACAGAAGAAUGCUUUGUAGUUGUCAAUUUGCAGAGCCAAAGUUCUGAAUUUCUUUUUGUUAAUAUAAUUCAGGUACAACAGAAGAGAGCCGAGCUGGAACAAGCCCUGGGCAUCAGAGGAACUUAAUGCGAGGCUCGUGCUAUUCACAUGAUCGCCUCUGCUUAUUUGCUCAUGAAAGGAACGUGACCACGACGUGUUAAGUGCAGGACGUUUACAAACUCGCUCCAGGUUUCGCGGACUCGCAUGACCGCGUGUCAUGAAGGGACUGUUCCAAGUUCAAUUUGAACAUCACUGAAGGUUGGAAUAACUAGAUAUGGUUUUCUCGCCGUUCUCUUACUCUUUGUAUUAUGUAUCAACUUACCUGAGAGUCUUGUGAGGCUCACUUUAAUAAGGUCGUUGUAUUAUAAACCCGAUAAUUUCCAUGUAUUUUCCAAUUUAUAUGUUCUAUCUAUUGAGUUCUAGCCCGACCAAUGGAAAAUAAACUUCAAAAUCCCAG
Messenger RNA from Pocillopora meandrina, 6848 nucleotides. The record is from the annotation of a GenBank genome assembly. Lineage: Eukaryota; Metazoa; Cnidaria; Anthozoa; Scleractinia; Pocilloporidae.